UUUUUUUUUUGUUUGGUUUUCUUAUUUUCAAAUAUGAAUAAAUUAAAAUCAACAUUUCAUAGAAAACAUUCUAUUCUAAAAGAUAAUAUUACUGUUGUUCAAAAUCGUUCUGAAGUGUUUGUACAGAAAGAAGAAAAGAAAUUACCAGAAUUAAGUGUAUACAACUUGUCAGAAAUAAUAGAACGAAAUCAGUAUUUAACAUGGUGGAAAGACUUGAAUCCAUUCUCAUUUGAAAGAGUAGAUGUUCAAACUAUUUUUGACUUUACGUCUACAAGUGAAUUGCCCGAGUCCAUCUUAAACAUAAUCUUUUCAUUGUUUGAAGCUACAAGAAAAGAAGGCUUUACACAAGAGAAUUUUUUUGCUAUCUUGAGACUCAUUGCCCAUGCUCAACAAGGAAGAACAAUUCUAAAUCCUGAUAUCGUUUAUUUAGGAGACUAUAAUAGGUCAUCAUCAUCGAUCAAAAUCAGUUCCUUAUAAUUUUUUAUCUUCUAUUAACACCACUAUGACGGACUCACUACCGAAUAAUAAUAUUCCAAACCAUCCUUUAUUGUUAACUCAAAGCUUUCAACCAUCAUCUACUAUAAAUCCAUUUGAUGAUGAUGAUGAUGAUGCUCAAUCUUCUUCUUCUUUUACAAAUAAGAAUAAUGAUUUAACUUUACUACCACCGCCCAAGGUACCACCUCAAUCUACAAAACCUGCUAAACUAAAAUAUGCUAGACGAUAA
Molecule: messenger RNA, 724 nt
Organism: Cokeromyces recurvatus
Lineage: Eukaryota; Fungi; Mucoromycota; Mucoromycetes; Mucorales; Mucoraceae
Exons: 3
Coding region: 34-477 (147 amino acids)
Molecular function (GO): protein binding
Source: RefSeq, a predicted model, not a curated record